UCUUACGCUCCCACGGGCUCUGUUGGGUUGUUCCCCAAGGGAAUAAGCUGUUACGGAGCACUGAGUUUCAACGCACUUAUUUCACCAUGACACCAGAGCAAGAAAAGAAAGAGUCAACAGACAAGCCUCCCACAAUGAUCGACACGACUCGCAGUAGCACCAACCUGCGAGGAUUGUUUGCUCCCAUGGAACUGACCUUCCAAGGCGAGACGGAGGAAAAAAUCCCCAUCCCUGACACCCACUCGACUCGGUUUAACUUUCGAAAGCUCUGGGCCUUCACAGGGCCUGGGUUUCUGAUGAGUAUUGCUUACCUGGACCCAGGAAACAUUGAAUCUGACCUUCAGUCUGGAGCUGUGGCAGGGUUUAAGAUUCUCUGGGUCUUGCUGUUGGCCACCAUCAUCGGCCUCAUGUUACAGAGGCUCUCGGCUCGCUUAGGGGUUGUAAGUGGCAUGCAGUUGGCUGAGGUCUGUCGCAGGAAGUAUCCAAAGGUCCCCCGGAUUGUGCUCUGGCUGAUGGUGGAACUGGCGAUCAUCGGCUCAGACAUGCAGGAAGUGAUCGGAUCGGCCAUCGCUCUGAACCUGCUCUCUGUCGGAAGGAUUCCCCUGUGGGGCGGAGUAAUUAUAACGAUUGCAGACACGUUUUUCUUCCUCUUCUUGGAUAAAUAUGGUCUGAGAAAACUGGAAGCUCUCUUUGGGUUCCUAAUUACAGUAAUGGCCAUCACGUUUGGCUAUGAGUAUGUGACGGUGAAGCCAGACCAGCGACAGUUGCUGAAGGGGAUGUUUGUGCCCGGCUGUGACAACUGUGGAAGCCAACAGCUGCAGCAGGCGGUUGGCAUCGUUGGCGCUGUGAUCAUGCCCCACAACAUCUACCUGUACUCGGCCCUGGUCAGGUCCAGGGAUGUGAAUCGAGCCAAUAAGAAGGAAGUGAAUGAGGCAAAUCGUUACUUCUUCAUCGAAGCCUGCCUGGCUUUGUUUGUGUCUUUCCUCAUUAACGUCUUUGUGGUCUCGGUGUUUGCGGAAGCCUUUUAUAAUCAGACCAACGCGCAAGUGCAUGAGGUGUGUUCAAACAGCAGUAGUCCACAUUCUGAUCUCUUCCCAGUCAAUAACGAGACUCUUGAUGUCGAUAUUUACAAAGGGGGUGUGGUGUUGGGCUGCUAUUUUGGAGCUCCUGCCCUCUACAUCUGGGCCAUUGGUAUCCUGGCUGCAGGUCAGAGUUCAACCAUGUCAGGGACAUACACUGGACAGUUUGUCAUGGAGGGUUUCUUGAACCUCAAGUGGUCUCGCUUUGCCCGUGUCGUCUUCACCCGGACAAUCGCAAUCACUCCCACCUUGUUGGUCGCUGUUUUCCAGAAUGUGAACACAUUGACAGGAAUGAAUGAUUUGCUCAAUGUUCUGAUGAGCCUGCAGCUGCCGUUUGCAUUGAUCCCAGUGUUGACAUUUACCAGUAUGAACUCGGUAAUGCACGACUUUGUCAACGGUCUCGUGUGGAAGAUUAUAGGCGGAGUUAUCAUUCUGAUCAUCUGCUGCAUUAACAUAUAUUUUGUGAUCGAUUAUGUUUCAAAUCUGAACAUCGUGGCAUUCUACAUUGUAGCAGCUGUCGUGGCAAUUGCCUAUUUAUCUUUUGUGUCUUACUUGGUGUGGUUUUGUUUGGUUACCAUGGGUGUCCCGUUCUUGGACUGCGGUCAUGACAACAAUGAGAACAGGGUGAUGAUUGCGGAAGAUCAGAGUCAGGUAUUUCAGCAAAUGGAGCCAAUCCAUUCAGCAGAUGUGGACACCAUCCACUGAGGAGACUCCGUCAGGGAGUACUGAUAACUGACAUGACUUUCCCUAGAUUGGACUGAGUUGGAGCAUUUCUGUAAAUGAUUGUCAUAAAUCAGUUUGGUUACUUGAUUCAGCAGAUCAUGAUUUUAAAAAUUGUUUCUAAUUGUCGGCAAAGUCUGAUACUACAUAUUUCUUUUUGGGAUCUAUCAGACCACAGGAACACACAACAAAAUCACAGGGGCCAGCAUGUCACUCAUCCCCAAUGGUUGUGGAAAUUUCCAGUCGGGGGUGAAAUCCUAAUGUCCAGUGACAUCAAGGGACGCUGCUGCAGACGUGACCUUCCUGGGCUAAGUCGUGACCCAGUUAGUGGACCAUCUCUUGACGGGCACCAGUGGGCCACCCUAUGGGAGGAUGGGUUUAGGAAACAGGGGGCAAUUUUAACACCAAAGAACAGGUGAUUAAAGUAUUUUACUAUUUAUUGGAUUCUCACCCUUGCAAAUAAGGCUGAAGGUGACAUGUUGGGGUCUGGAGGCCUCUUGGGUCCACUAUCCAUGGUGGAUAGUUGCACUACUUGGCUUCAAAGAGCUACCGGAUGCUCAAGAUAUGUUCGAAGACAAUAAGAAUGUGAUCUGCUCACUUUAGACCCUGCACCCUGCGGGAUAAGGGUGGGAUAAGGGUCAUAAACUGCAUAACUUCCCAAUGUAGUCUAGAAUAAUUUUAUAUUCCCGUCCCUUCAAGGAAAUCCUAAUCUGAUCGGAAACCCUCAAUGACUCAGGUAAAUACUGCUCCAGCUUUUAGCAGGAGGAAAAGCAAUUGGAGCAGCAGAGCUGAGGUAGAGAGGUGGGAGAGGCACAGGGAAGAGGUGAGACAGGCAGUGGAGGGGGAGGGAUAGAUUGUGGAAGAGUGGAGGGGAAAGGAUGGAAGAUGGACAGGAGGGAGACAGAGGCUGAAGGGUGAGAUGGGGUACAGGAUGGGAGAGCUGAGGAGGGAAGAGGCACAGGGUGCAGAUAGGGAGAUGGGUAGAGGUAAAUUAUAAGAUAAGUAAGGCAUCUUUAUUAGUCACAUGUACAUCGAAACACACAGUGAAAUGUAUCUUUUGCGUCGAGUGUUCUGGGGGCAGCCCGCAAGUGUCGCCAACAUAGCGUGCCCACAACUUCCUAACCCGUAGGUCUUUGGAAUGUGGGAGGAAACCGGAGCACCCGGAGGAAACCCACGCAGACACGGGGAGAACGUACAAACUCCUUACAGACAGCGGCCGGAAUUGAAGCUGGGUCGCUGGCGCUGUAAUAGCGUUACACUAACCACUACACUACCGUGCCUGCCCAACCUCCCCAACAGUGACCUCAAUGACCUCCAGAGGCACUGCUCUUCACACCAACCAUCUUGGUGGCCUGUCUUAGAUUUCCAACCAUGGUCAAAUUUUGGAUUUGUAUAUAAAUGAAAUUAUGAUCACAUAAUUUGACUGAUGUUAGUACCAGGUCAGUUUACUUCUUCACCAAUUGGGCUGUCUGCAUCUAUCAGUGGAACCUGCAAGUACUAGGUACCAAGUGUGUCUCUUCUCUUGGACUGGCAGCAGCACCAGCCCACUGCCAUUACAAUACCAGGUACAAUUGUCCAACGUAGAGAGAAGUGCCCAGGGCUGCCUUCCGAUGUGGUUGUUGUCCUGAGCUGGGCAGUGCUUAAGCUUUGUCUCUUGAACCCAUCCUCACUGCCCUGUGUAACCCAAGGAUUGCACUGAUGAUGACUCUAUUGGGGAUGUGAAAGCCCUGUUGACCCUGAGCUUGUUCCUCUUACAUAGCUCCCAAACUCACCCUUGGCUGCAGUCUUCCAGUAGUUGGUGUAAGGUUUCACUCUGUACAAUGAAUAACACAUCAAGAAAAAGGAAGGUUGUACUCGUGAGCUUUCUCAUAGAAUAAUUCUGUUCAUAUUUGAAUUUGUAUUUUGAA
Pristis pectinata (smalltooth sawfish) is the source of this 3706-nucleotide messenger RNA. Its product is annotated as natural resistance-associated macrophage protein 2-like. Gene Ontology annotation, cellular component: plasma membrane. The transcript is spliced from 16 exons. The record is from RefSeq and is a predicted model, not a curated record. Lineage: Eukaryota; Metazoa; Chordata; Chondrichthyes; Rhinopristiformes; Pristidae. Bases 87 to 1784 code for a protein of 565 amino acids. Gene Ontology annotation, biological process: metal ion transport. Gene Ontology annotation, molecular function: cadmium ion transmembrane transporter activity; iron ion transmembrane transporter activity; manganese ion transmembrane transporter activity.